Closterium sp. NIES-67 is the source of this 1700-nucleotide messenger RNA. Lineage: Eukaryota; Viridiplantae; Streptophyta; Zygnematophyceae; Desmidiales; Closteriaceae. The record is from the annotation of a GenBank genome assembly.
AUCCACAUUUCCUCCAUUCCCCGCAUAUCCACAUUUCCUCCAUUCCCCGCCAUCCGAGCCGUCAUUCUGAGUCCACUGGAAGCACACCCCAUGGCCAUUCCACCGCUCGCUGCUCGCUGCCCGCUCGCCUGCACCAGCCGCUGGACUCCCGUUGCUCCCGCACCUUCCGCCGCACGUGCCGCCGCCUCGUCCUCGCCGCUCCCAUCGGCCACAGCGUCGUCCCUCGCGCUCCUCGCUGCCCCCUCGCCCCUCCCCGCCCCCUCCGUUCUCGCUCGCUGCGGCUCCUCGUUAUCCUCGCCGUUGUCCGCGUCGGUACUGUUUACGACGAGCUUAAAUGCCGAUUCGCCACCCGCCGUUCUCGGAUUCCCGAAAAGAGAGGCCGAUCGGCCAGUCAGGAGCGUGCACGUGGCGAGAGCUGAGGGCGGGCGAGGCGCGGUGAGCGACGAGGCGACGGUGGCGGAGGUUCAGGCGGAAAUCGCGGAGCUGGAGGGCGAGCUGGAGAUGACGUUCGGGCGGGUGGAGGCGGCGUGGCGGCGCUACCACCGGCUGCGGGCGGCCCUGGAGCGGCUGGACGAGGCAGCGGCGCGGGAGACGCGCAGGGCGGGGCUCACGGGCGACCGCAGCACUGCCGCCACCACUGCUGCUAGCAGCGCCAGUAGUGGCGGCAGCAACAGCAGCAGGGGCAGUGGGGUGCUGACGACGCUGGAGCGGGUGCGGGUGGAGCGGGUGCGAGUGCUGCACGCGCUCACACGCGCUGAGACCCGCGCGGGCGUGCUGGAACGACUCGUGCGCAGCAUUGCCAAGGCCAUUUCAAGCCGCGAACGCCGCAUUCUGGCUGCAGCAGCAGCAAGCCGCCCCCCAGUUAAUCAGUCGAGGGUGCGCGCAGCAGGGGGCAGCAGCAGCUCUGUGGGUGCAGCAGCGAGGGCUUGCGGGCAGGGCAGCGAAGCGACGUGGCAGCAGCGCGCUUUGGGGCGGCGGGAGAGGGUUCUGGGCAUGUACCUGGGGGAGGUGCAGGCGCUGGAGCAGGAGGUGGCGCACAAGGUGGCGCUGCUGCACAGCGCCCUGCAGGGGGCGGGGGGGGAUGAGGUGGGGGGGGAGCACUGGGAGGUGCGUCACCGUGGAAGUGAAGGUGCUGGGAGAGAGGGGGAGAGGCAAGAGGCGGGGAAUGGUGAGAAGAGGGGGAGUGAUUCAGUGAGGGGUGGGAGGGAAGGUGGCCAAGGGGAGGGGGGACAGAGGAGGGAGCAGCAGAGCAAAGAGGGGAGGGAUGGGGCUGGGCAAGGCGGGAGGGGGAGCAGAGGGCAGGCGGGAAGGAGUGAGGUGGAUGGGGAAAGGGCCAAGUUGCAAGAGGCCAGGAGGUUGCUGGCGCAGCUGCAAGCACUGAAGAAGAGCUUACGUUCCAAAAUACUGUAAUCCCCCCGAUAUAGGCGCAUAGGGGCUUAUAGGAAAUACCUAACAAAAGUGGCGUGCACUUGUAAUCGAAUAAAUUUUUUAAGUCUGGGGCUUAUGAAAGGGAUUUUAUGGAAAAAAGAUUUGAGCACGUGAAAAUGUAGUGCUUGAAAUGUGUGUUCUAGCGCGUCUUUCUAAAGGGGAGCAUGUUGACAAAACGUGAGAAGUUGGCUGACAAACAUGCCCCAAGAUUCGUUUUUAGGCACACUGAUUUAUCAUCCUUGCCCCCCAUACUUAGGCUGAUUUCUCAGCCC